Messenger RNA from Maylandia zebra (zebra mbuna), 3432 nucleotides. RefSeq names its product carbonic anhydrase IV c (gene ca4c). Gene Ontology annotation, molecular function: zinc ion binding; carbonate dehydratase activity. Gene Ontology annotation, cellular component: plasma membrane. The record is from RefSeq and is a predicted model, not a curated record. NCBI's taxonomy places the organism in Eukaryota, Metazoa, Chordata, Actinopteri, Cichliformes, Cichlidae.
CACACAAUAAUCACCUCCCUCCCACCUUCAAAGGUGGCUGAGUUGGUGUGUGAAGACAGCUGAAAUUUAGUCUAUGAGGAGCUUCGCCUGACUUCAUCAUGGGUUUUUCUCUCUACCUCCUGACUCUGCAUCUUCUCCUUUCCCGCUGCACAGCUAACUGGUGUUAUCAAAACCAGAAUGCCUGUGAUGACCCAUGCAGAGACCCCAACCACUGGGCUACUCAAUUCCCAAAAUGUGGAGGGUUACGCCAGUCACCGAUUAACAUCGUGACCAGCAAAGUCCACAUCGACAUCGCCCUGUCACCUUUCAACUUCAUUGGCCACACCGACACAAUCAACAUGACAGUGGAAAACAAAGGGCACUCUGCCCACUUUGUUUUGCCGGCGUCUGUUCGAUUCAUUGGGGGAGCUCUGCCAGGUCACUACAGAGCCGCCCAAUUUCACCUCCACUGGGGAGGGAAUGGGAGACCAGGAUCAGAGCACACCAUUGACGGAGAGAGAUUCCCCAUGGAGAUGCACAUAGUCCACAUUAAGGAGCCGUACAGCUCUCUGGCGGAGGCCGAACAUGACACAGCAGGUAUAGCUCUGCUCGCCUUCCUGUUUGAGGAAACAGCGGAUGAUCAUCCUCAUUUGGACACAGUAAUAGAUGCGCUGGGCCGCGUACAAAACAACGGCAGCACCACAGUGAUCCCAAACUUUAGACUCUGUGACAUUAUCCCAGCUGCAAAGGACCUACAAGGUUACUACCGCUACGUGGGCUCCAUGACAACGCCGGGAUGUGAGCAGGCAGUUGCCUGGACAGUGUUUCACAGGAAGCUGGCCAUCAGUAGUCGACAGCUGGAUGCGAUAGUUAAGCAGUGUCGCUUUUGGACAGGGCAUCCCAUGACUGACAUUUUCCGACCUACGCAGCCGCUGGAUGGCAGGAUUGUGUACUCCUCAAAGUCGGGUACAGCUCAGACAACUGCGACACAUUUUUGGUGUCUGUUUUUAUCAUUUGUGACUGUUACGCUGGGUCUGGCACACUGAAUGCGCAGCAAGAAAUGGGCAUAGUCUUCAAGUCUGAACAGCGAAGCCAACGCACAAAGUCUUAAAUCUGCAUUUUUUCUUAUGGCCAGCAGGGAGUGACUUCUCAAAGUCUGAUUGUAUAUAUACAGUUCUGUGAAAAAGUAUUUGCCCUUUAUAACCCCUUCCUUGGGUUAUAACUUCAGUAAACAUUUUCUUGAUGAAUCUUAGUCACAUGAUAAAGCAUGAUGUAUCGUUAGUAAGUAAUGGUCCCUUUUUGAGUUCAGCAGAAGUACAUAGAGCUAGAUACACACAGCUCAGCCUUCCUCUGCAGAUCAGAGGGUAUGCAAAAAUUAGAGAUGCAAAGAAAUGUUUUUAUUAAAAAUGCCACUGCUACCCUUAAAAGGGGCAGUUGUUUUGCGUUAACUAUUGGUAAUGUAUUCAUACUUAAUCAUUUUUUAAGAUGAUCCAUUUUUCCUGACAAAUUACCAUCAAUUAAAGUUGAUCACAUCAGCAGCAAUGCCCACAUUUAGGUACAUGACUGCCAGGCAGUGUCUCGUACAACCCUAUUAGAUAGUUUUCUCCUAGCACCACCAUCAGCAGUGUCAAACUUAUUUCCUUAGAGAUUAUUAAAGUGUUCUGAUUCUGAAGAUACUGGAUUGUUUGUCCUUAAAUCUGUACAGAUUCACAUAUUGUACUGAGCAGAAUGAUAACAACAGCCUUUAGAGGAACUGGUCUCAGUCACCAAACUAAUUCGGUAGUGGUGUGAAAAUGAUUCAGGCAAGUUUUGACUAAAAUGUGAGUGCACUCGGCUCCUGUAGCCUGAUGUCGCAGCUAUGGUGGAGCAUGCAAAGAAUGGCAGCUUCCACAGUAAUACUAGUUAAAACAGCUAACUGGGCGUGUUUCAUAAAUGCAAACAUAUGUGCUAUUUAAGAAGACCUUCUUCCUAUAUUUACUUUCUUCCUCCCCACCAUAGACAUAUCUGAGCUACAUGAACGUUUUCUGGUGAUUUGAAGGGAUGCAUGAUGAUUCUUUGGGAUUUUUCUCUUUGUGGAAAGAAGCUGAAAGAAAGAAAAACAAACCGAUCAACUGAUUCAGACCAGACCAAUUUAAAACGUUGAAACCAUAAAGCAGCACCAUCUUCAUCUCAAACAGAAAUUUGUAUGAUGAUCAAAUUUAAUUAGCACAUGCCGACUUCAGCUGAAGCCGCUAACAUGGCAGUAGAUUUGAAUUUGAAAGUAUUACUGACUUCAAUUAUGUCAGUAUUUCUGACCUAGGAAACUGAAAACCAACAUAGUAUGUGUGUGAGCUUUAGUACCCUGCAGCACUUGGGGCUUUAGGGGGGAGGUCAGUUUUUAAUAUUCAUGUUUUACUGCUUUAUAUUAACGCUUAUUUUCUCCUAGAUGUUUUUGUGGACAAAAGUAAUAAACCGAUAUAUAGAAUUAGAGGUUUAACAUAUUUUUCUUUCUUUUUCAAAACAUGAGAGAUUCUUUAAAUAAUAACCUUUAUUCUACUAUUUUUGUCGUUGCUUUUCAUGUAUAUAUUUGUAUCUUUGUUGUUUAGAGAGUUUAACAAAGCAUUUGGUAAUUAAGGCAUCUCAUAAAUGUACCUGUGCAUGUUUUAAUUAAGAUCUAAACUCCAGUAAUCCUCCAGCAAUCCAAUGAGCAGUAUGUAGAGUGGUCGCCCCAUGAUAGGAAGGUCGGGGGUUCGAAUACACUGAACAGCUACCCUGAGGUACCACUUAGCGAGGCACUCUCCCUACACACUGAUCCCCGGUGCGCCUGCCCUCUGCUUCCCUGAGUGAAUGGGUCAAAUGCAGAGAUAGUAAUUUCCCCACGGGGAUCAAUGAAGUAUACAUUAAUAUUAAUCCUCUGCCAGAGUAAUAACUUGUUCUUGACUUCUUAUGAUGUGCAAAAUCCAAACCCAAAACUUCAAUCAGUAAACUAACAGCUGACGUCAGUGGAUUUAUCUGAACCCUUACUGUGAGACUGAUUUUAUAUUGAGUAUUCACCAAUUUGGAUUUCUACAGAUUCAAUUAGAUCAGUUUAAAAUGAAUGAAACUGACUGUUUUAAGCACCAUGGAAAUAAAUCUGCCUUGCAGUUCAUUCUGCCCCGGUCAGUUGUGUUUAUCAUAGCCGACUGUUGGUAACUUUGUUCAUAUACAACAGGAAACCAUGCUUGCAUUACAUGACUUCACUGGUAAACGGCCACACUGGAGCAUUUAAAUAAACAGGCACCUCAGAGUUUCUCUCAAUUGUCAGCGCAGGUGUGAAUCCUGCAUAAACCUGCCAUAAAGUAAUGUUGGAUCCACUUAUGUGACAUAAAUAAAUACACGUUCUUGUCUGUGCAGUAAAAUAGGCUGUGUGUGUCUUUAGGAUGGCUAGAGAGUAAAGUAAAUCACAUCAGAUGUUUUUGUGGUGGAAAUCAGACU